CUGUCAAGUUGUGUCGAAAAAAAAGUGUGCUGCAGAAAACGCUGUCCAGAAUAAGCCGUGUGUGGUUUUCGUCUAAAUAACGGAAACAAUUUCCAUCGAUUUCGGAUUCCUACGGUUUAUCUACAGAUCGUCCAACAAUGUCCACUGUAGCAAGUGCCCUAGCCUUGGCCGGCAACCGGUCGUCCGGAGCGCCCGUCCGCACACAAAAUGUGAUGGCCGCAAGCUCAAUCGCAAACAUAGUGAAAUCCUCACUCGGACCUGUGGGCCUGGACAAGAUGCUGGUGGACGAUAUCGGCGACGUGACGGUGACCAACGAUGGUGCUACCAUUUUGAAGCUGCUGGAGGUGGAACAUCCGGCUGCCAAGGUGCUGUGCGAGCUGGCCCAGCUGCAGGACGAGGAGGUCGGCGAUGGCACCACCUCGGUCGUAAUCAUUGCGGCUGAGCUGCUGAAGAACGCCGACGAGCUGGUGAAACAGAAGAUCCAUCCGACCUCGAUCAUUGCCGGCUACCGUUUGGCGUGUAAGGAGGCGUGCAAAUACAUUUCCGAGCACCUGACCGCCCCGGUGGACGAUCUGGGACGCGAAACACUGAUCAAUGUGGCGAAAACAUCGAUGAGCUCUAAGAUCAUCGGUGCCGAUGCGGACUUUUUCGCCACGAUGGUGGUGGACGCAGCACAGGCAGUGAAAAUCCUCGACCCGAAGGGCAACCCGGCCUACCCGAUUAAGGCAGUGAACGUGCUGAAGGCGCACGGCAAGUCGGCGCGCGAAAGUAUUCUCGUGCAGGGGUACGCCUUGAACUGCACCAUCGCUUCCCAGCAGAUGCCCAAAAAGAUCGUCAAUGCGAAGAUCGCCUGCUUGGACUUUUCCCUGCAGAAGACGAAAAUGAAGAUGGGCGUGCAGGUGCUGAUCACGGACCCGGAGAAGCUGGAGGGCAUUCGCGCUCGCGAGCUGGACAUCACGAAGGAGAAGAUUGAAAAGAUCCUGGCCACUGGCGUUAAUGUGGUGCUGUGCAGCGGAGGUAUUGAUGAUCUCUGCCUGAAGUAUUUCGUCGAGGCCGGCGCUAUGGCCGUGCGACGCGUGAAGAAGGCUGAUCUGAAGCGUAUCGCCAAAGCGACCGGUGCCGCGUACCUCACCUCGCUCACGAACAUGGAGGGUGAGGAAAGCUUCGACGCCAGCUACGUCGGCGAAGCGGCGGAAGUGGUGCAGGAGUUCAUCUGCGACGACGAGCUGAUUCUGAUCCGUGGCCCGAAAGCCCGCACGGCCGCAUCCAUCAUUCUGCGCGGUCCGAACGAUUUCUACUGCGACGAGAUGGAGCGCUCGAUUCACGAUGCACUGUGCGUGGCGAAGCGUGUGCUGGAGGGUAAGAAGGUGGUGGCUGGCGGUGGCUGCGUCGAGGCGGCCCUGUCGAUCUAUCUGGAAAACUUUGCCACCUCGCUGAGCUCCCGCGAACAGCUGGCGAUUGCCGAGUUUGCCAAAUCGCUGCUGGUCAUCCCGAAAACGCUGGCCGUCAAUGCGGCCAAGGAUGCGACGGACCUGGUGGCGAAGCUGCGUGCCUACCACAACUCCAGCCAGACCGUCGUCGACCACGCGCAGCUCAAGUGGUACGGGCUGGAUCUGAUCGAGGGUGUGGUAAAGGACAACAAGAAGGCGGGCGUGCUCGAGCCGGCAAUGUCGAAAAUCAAAUCACUCAAGUUCGCAACGGAGGCAGCGAUCACGAUUCUGCGAAUCGACGACAUGAUCACGCUCAAUCCGGAAGAAAAGGGAGGAAAGAACUACGGCGAUGCAUGUGCGGCCGGUGAGCUGGACGGUUAGGAUGUAUGCAGGAGGGUGAGACAACCGAUCAUCGGCAUAUGAUCCAGUUUUCAACGAUCGAUCAACAUACGUCGCCUUCAGCAGCAGCAUUUUUGCUACACAUACUUUAAGCUUUUAUUCUAACAUCUGAUCAUUUGGCGCCGUGCCGAUUCGUGGCGAGCGGAGCAAUAUUAUUGCACCAUUCGAGUUUGGUUUUGCGUCUGUCUCGCUAACACCUCGAUUCAUUACUAUUCACACCGAUUCACAACACACCGGCAACAGGCAAACUCAUGUUACUCUUACAUACUUUUAAUGAGUUUCACAUGCGUGCAUUUUUCUUUCCUUGUGAAACAGUACCGAAAUAAAACUGUAACUUAAUA
Messenger RNA from Anopheles coluzzii, 2170 nucleotides. RefSeq names its product T-complex protein 1 subunit alpha (gene CCT1). Gene Ontology annotation, biological process: protein folding. Gene Ontology annotation, cellular component: chaperonin-containing T-complex. NCBI's taxonomy places the organism in Eukaryota, Metazoa, Arthropoda, Insecta, Diptera, Culicidae. Bases 138 to 1811 code for a protein of 557 amino acids. Gene Ontology annotation, molecular function: ATP-dependent protein folding chaperone; ATP hydrolysis activity; ATP binding. The record is from RefSeq and is a predicted model, not a curated record. The transcript has 2 exons.